AUGCCAAUUCAAUAUGGAAGUGUUCCGCUACGAAAGAAACACAAAGAUCUUGAAUCUCAGCUGAACAGCAGCCGUUGUGGGGGGCGGAGCAUCUGGUGGACUCUGUCUGUAGAUCUCCCUCUCCUCUUAUUAGUUUGUCUCCUCGUGGGUCUGUUUGAGCUUGGCGUGAUCCCGCACCACAAAAACGGCUUCUACUGCAAUGAUCCUGGUCUAUCAUUUCCCUUCACUGGAGACACAGUUUCUUUUUUAGUUCUCGUCUUGUCUAUUAUCUUCUGCCCAUUUGUAUUAGUAUUUGUAACAGAAUACAUUUUUCACAACUCAACGUACAACACGCAGACGAGACUACGCCAUGUAGCAAGAACCACCCUGUAUAUAUACCGAAGCUACGCGUACGGAUUGUUCUUCAAUUUGGGUGUCGUGGAGGUGAUGAAAGGUCUCACUGGGAAUCCAAGACCCACCUUCUUUGACAUUUGUGAACCGGAUACGGCAAAAACUUGCAACGGGUCGGAAUAUGUCAGCACAUUUGAAUGCACAUCAACAAGAUUUUCCUCGUGGUACCAAACGGACGCAUAUCACAGCUUUCCGUCUGGACACACGUCACUGUCCGUCUACUGUGGACUAUUUAUGGCGUGGUACCUGCAGAAGCGGGCGUUUGACUGGCGGCACCGCACCGUUUUCCUUGUCCCUGUAUUACAAAUGGCUAGUGUGACGUAUGCUGCCAUCUGUUCCCUGACGCGGAUAACAGACCGACGACACCACUGGUGGGAUGUACUGACCGGCGCGGUCAUAGGCGUAUCAACGUUGUUAUAUGCGGUUGUCGUGCUAUGUAAAAACUUCAAGACGAUAUCAAACUUGGAAGACAAAGCAAUGACCGAGAGCCAGCAUACAGUCCAAACUGCCUGCUUCGAUGAACAACAGACGAUUCCCUUAUAA
Leptosia nina is the source of this 933-nucleotide messenger RNA. Lineage: Eukaryota; Metazoa; Arthropoda; Insecta; Lepidoptera; Pieridae. The record is from the annotation of a GenBank genome assembly.